Nematostella vectensis (starlet sea anemone) is the source of this 8900-nucleotide messenger RNA. Its product is annotated as mediator of RNA polymerase II transcription subunit 13. Gene Ontology annotation, biological process: regulation of transcription by RNA polymerase II. The record is from RefSeq and is a predicted model, not a curated record. NCBI's taxonomy places the organism in Eukaryota, Metazoa, Cnidaria, Anthozoa, Actiniaria, Edwardsiidae. The transcript has 25 exons. Bases 129 to 6671 code for a protein of 2180 amino acids. Gene Ontology annotation, molecular function: transcription coregulator activity. Gene Ontology annotation, cellular component: mediator complex.
CAACGUCACUUCAGCCUGCCAUCUUUUUGCGAUUUCCUUUGAAGUAAAACGAUUACCAAGUGGGGCCUUUCCUUCUAAGUUUGCGACUGUAAUUCGCCACCGAUGGUCUACGAAGUCAUGCUUUUAGCAUGACUACUUCGAGUUGUGUUUUCAAUGGAGCCGAUUUGGAUGAUUGUUGCUCAAAUGUAUUCGCAUUGACUGAUUUAUGUGGCUUGAAGUGGAAGAAAUUUGUUCAUGCCGGCCAUAAGCUCCCUCUGCUAUGCGUCUUGGACGACCCUAUCCUCUCAUCCUUUUCUGCUGCCCUAGCACAAGACAUACUGUGUUCCUGGCGCUCAAUUUCCCCACCCUCGCACAAGCCAAGACCUGGCACUACCAAGUUUACUUCAUCUAAAGAGUUCUGGGUUUUCUGGUAUGGCGAUGAGCCUAACCUUACUGGGAUUGUUUCAAGUCAGUUAAAAGCAUCUACCCAGGGUUGCUGGGAGGAUGGUUUACCACACGAGCCAAGAUGCAUGCUUUUCAAGGCUCUUCAUAAUUUAUUAGAAAGGUGUUUAUUGUCAAAACGGUUUGUACGUUUUGGGAAAUGGUUUCUCAAACCCAAUGAAAAAGAUAAUGCAAAGUCUGAACCAAGUGAUCAUCUGUCGUUUUCCUUUUCAUUCUUUGUCCAUGGAGAGAGCUCAGUUUGUGCUGCUGUUGAGAUCCAACAGCAUCCUCAGUUUAGGGCGCUCACUCUGGACGACCUUGCGUGUGCAGCAACCAAACCUGAAGGGUUGCAAGUUUCACUGAGUCCCUAUGGCCUGCCUGGCUUUCUGACUGGUCAUGUCUACCAUGCCGACAAUGCUAAGACAAGCAAUUUGCUGGAAGAGUGGCGCAAGUUCUACCCCUUGGACAUCACCCCUUCCUGGACGACAGGGUCAUCGUCUGUCCAGGACAUUCCUGCCAUGGUGGUAGUGGUGCAUGAAGACUCACAGAUGAUCUACCCAUCUGACCAUGUUAUGGUUCCGUGCCAGGAAGACCAAAUCACUGAAUCACUUGCACCAAGCACUGACGCACUGCAGUGUGCCUCUUCCUCAUCUCUCUCAUUAACCCCUCCGGCCUCCCCCUCUGAUCCUGUCACAACAGAUGCAACAAAGGCUCCUGUCCCUUCCAAGCCUCCUCUAUCACCCUUCAUGACACCCUCUCCAGAUACUGCGACAGAAAAGGUCACACCACUACCAAAAGGAUCCCUUAGCACUUUGGAGAAAAAGAAGUUGACCCAGACACUCGUGCAGGAUGUAUGGCAGGACAUAACAGCCCCAAAACCUCUUCCAAGUAAACUCAUGGCACCCAAGCUAGUGGGAGGCUUUGCCAAGCCUGAGCCAUCCCCCAUGCCCUCCCCCGGUGGGGAAGUCAGCCUGAUAGGACAACCUUUAUGGGAAUUUGAGGAGCCGUUCAAGCGUAACUCCUGUACUUGUACCUCAAACAGUAAUAUCAGCAGGCCUAAACCUCCAACACAAGUGCGGUCAUCGUUUGGCAUUGGCCGUCCCAUUCCAUCUCCAAACCAUCCACUACCCUCACCACAACAACAGCAGCAACAACAACACACACAGACAACCAUGAAAUUAAAAAAGGAGAAAAAGAAGCCAAUCGUCCCCUUCCACCAUCGGCCACUAAUUGGAAAUGACAGCCCAGAUGCUUUGAAAUGUCACUUUGCCAUGGCAACAAAAGGAUUGCCUACAAUGAACAUAUUGACAACUCUCAAUCAGAAACGGCACUCAGAUGCCGCAGUGCCUUAUUCAGUUAACAAGAGGUAUGCUGUUCCCGGGCAUACUGUGGCACCAAGUCCAAAACAAACAGCACAACAGCUAGACAGCUGUGAAUCAGGAUCUCAAUUCAAACUUAAAUCUCCAAAAAAGGAAAAUAUACCAAUACAGCAACCUAGAUCCUCUGAACAAGAGGGAUCAACGUUAUUAGGAACAGUCAAAAAGAAGGAAAGAAAUCCAUAUGUUCUUCCUAAACUUAGCCGAUAUGUACUGCCGACCCUGCCUGCAGACCCACUGGAUAGUCGACCCUUGUGUAGCCCUGACCUGACCACACCCACAGUCCUACCUAGUGCCACCAGUGUGUCACCCACAGUAGCAACCACACCCACACCUUCUAUGGAACAGUCUGUAUUCUGGCCGAGUGGCAGCAAACGACCUUCCAUAGACCUAGAAGUAGAGACAACACCAGUCCCCUCAAAGAAAACGAAGAAGGAAUCAUCAACCAAAGGAACAGGCCCUGGUCGGCCCAGGUCAGAUAGCUCUGGCUCAAGUCGACCUCGCAGUCGCCGCAGCAGUUCUCACCAGUCCCCUACUGUAGCCUUCAACCCGACACCUUUCACUUCACACAUGGAAGACAUGGAUCUUGAUCCCUUGUUGAAAUCUCCCCCACCUAUUGUGACCCCCAAGCAACGUCAUCACAGCAGCACAAGUAAUGCCACAAGCCCCAUUGUCCCUUCCCCAGCAUCUUCUGAUCACCCAAAACCUGGACGGCCUAGGAAUCGUCGCCAGAGCUCUCGCAAGCAGCAGGAGGAAAAGGAGCGUCUUUUGCGGGAACAGGAAGAAGAAAGGCUCCGUCUGGAGCAACAGAGAGUCACAUCAUUUGAAUCUUCCAUGCAUAAAGUGCUCCCAUCGCCCCCUACUCCCCGUAAUAUAAUGCCCAUAAACUUAGUCACAGAGAAGGACCUGGCGGUCACUGAAUAUGACCUUGACCACAUCUUUGACUUGGAUGAUGAAGAUGACGGGGGUGGUGGGAUGGGGUUAGGGAUGGGUGGCAGUGGUGGUGGAGGUGGUGGCGGGGUCGCAAGUAGUCAAAGCUCCUUUAACAAGACUGCAGACCCCUACAGCACCUCCGCCACAAAUAUGAUGAACACAGGUGUAGUGUCAUCUCAUGACCUUGUUCGAAUGUUCCCCACCCCUCCAUCGCUCGAACCUAUGACCCACUCUCCUCCCUGUUCGGCGGGAAGUGAGUAUAUAAGUCCUGGCAGUGUGAAGACUGUAACGGCAAUGAGCACUUCACCUGAUGCUGUUCCUUUGGGAUUGAUAAUGACAUCUGAGGGAGAUUAUGACAGAAUGUUUAAUGCUAAGGAGCUCAGUCCCGUGUUUGAGGUCCAGGAGGUGCAGGAGUUCCCACUUUCAUCCACGUUUGGACCUAUUGAAAACCUACCAAGUACCCGCAAAUGCAAGUUGAAAACUCCUGAACAACUCACCUAUAAGGCCAGUUGGCAGGUUCCCUCAAAAGCAGAGAACACCAAUGCAGCACGGACUGAUAGCAGAUGCAUAAGUAUUGAGGGGGCUUCCAUUGACUGUUCACUACCCCUGGCGUCUCCAUUCCUAUCCUGUGCCGAACCUCGUAGCAUUGACUCUAAGCACUACACUGCUCUGUCCCCGGCAUCACCUGCCUCAUCGAUAUCAUGUUUCUCCACUCUACAACUCAAACAAAUGCCUACUCGCUCAUCCAUUCUCCCCCCUAAACUCUUGAGCGCCAACCUGCCUAAAGCGAACGCUCUAACAAGAGUCCUUGCUCUAUCCGACUCUAACAUGAAUUACUUCUACGACAAGAACUUUGACAGCAGUAAUCUUUGUGUGUGUCCCGUGAUUACUGUGAAAAAUGACCCCAAAGGAAAAAGAAAAAAGGGAUUGUCUCAGCGAUUUGACUUGAAGCGCUGCACUUGCGGAUAUGCAGCCUAUGAACUUUCCAAAUACUCUCCUGGUUAUGGCUUAUUUCCUGAGGACGAAGUUUCCUUGGCUCCCACAGAUAAAGGGAGACCUUCCACAAUGGCUGUUGUGAGGAGACCUUCUUCUUCACAUCGGGAAAUCAAGACUGAAGGGAGUAGUAGCUCAACAGCGAGCGCUCCAGUGACUGGACUAGAACCACUGUUCACAAACCUUGUUGAGAUAAUUGUGGAUCAGUGCUCGUCACCUUUCUCCUGCUCAGUGCUCAGGUAUCAGAUGCUAUCCCUUGGACUUGGAAAGAACACUGGCACCCAUGGGAAAGAUUCUUGUGGGAGUGGUGUAUCAUCUGUGGUAUCUGUUGGCGUGCUACACGGUCUUCGUCCGCUUAUCCAAGAGGCACUACAGAAGUCCACAAGCCGUAAGACCUGGGAGCAGCCAAACGGGACUGUGGUGCAGGGCCCGCUAUCGUGGAAACAACUGCACAACGUCGCUGUUAAAGGUGUAGAAGAGUCCCCCAAGCCUCAGCCCAUCCCGUCCAUGCGUGUAGGGUGUGGUGGGGAUUGGAUGUCUCUAUCCCCAUUUGCGUUUCAAUUCUGGGACAAGCUUUUGUUAGAACCAUUUUCAGCAGCACGGGAUGUGGCGUAUGUUGUUGUUGCACCGGAAAACGAGUCUGUCAUUAGUAGCACCAAACUGUUCUUCCGUGAACUUAGUUCCAUUUACGAGACAUGUCGACUUGGGCAACACGUACCAAUCUCCAAACUGCGGGAUGGAAUCUUGAGAGUUGGUCAGAAGUUCCUCAAGCUGUCUAAAGAAUCUGUCGACGACUGGUUCACCCAGCAGAGUACAACUGUUGAGGGAGCAAGGCUGAAGCUUUACGCUCAAGUGUGCAGAUAUCAGCUUGCGCCGUAUUUGUCAACGCUAACCUUGGAUCGACACCUUCUGGACAGAGAUGAAAAGACAUCAAACAGCAAGUUGGAUACGGAGAGGUCUGGAUUUCCUUACUCAGGCAGCGAGGGAAGCAAAACUGGAACUAUUGGAACGCCAACAACAGACAGCCGUGACCCUUGCACUUGCGACGAGGACUCUGAAUGUAGCAGCGAUGAGCCGCCCACCAUAGUGGUCUACCUACUUGAUCCAUUCUCGGGCAGCGGGGCAGCUGGACGGGCAGCUGGACCGGACAACUCCAUGUUUGGGUUGAUGAGAUGUCUCGCAGAGAUGAACCAGGGACUCUCUGAGUCCGUUAGGAAUAACGUUGUUUUCCAGGUUGUUCCUCUUCAUCAAGUAUCGCAGGUCGAUACCUUAACACGCAGCAAAGACUCCUCCCUCACGUUCAUUAUGCAGCUCAAGUGCCUGGCCUUCUCUGUGUUUUCGCGGUGCCGCAAGACCCUUCAGCUGAGCCUUAACUCACGCUCACUCACAGGACUAGCCACUGCUGGCAGCCAUGACGCAGGGAAUAAGGGACGCGAAGUGGGAGCACCAUACCGAGUCAACCACAAGCCGAUAUACACGCAAUACAAUGGAUCAAAGAAUGCUCUGGGAGAAACCCUGACCUCCAAGUUAUACUCUUGCCCCUACAUCCUCGACACAUCUUUGACGGGAAUAGAGAGCUCCGAGGACUCGCUAGAUAGCAUGCUGCCAAGCACACGAACCACCUCUGUCUUAUACUGCGGCUACUGUCUGUCACGUGAUCAGCGUUGGUUGCUCACCAGUUGUACUGACGGCUCAGGAGAGUUAAUGGAGACUACGGCUAUCAGUGUAGGGCAACCCCUGCGUGCAGACGGGCGACUUCACAAGUUUCCGUCCCGCACCAAGGCGUUGCGCAAGGCUUGGGAGUUCUACCUUGGUGUGGUCGCCCCAACAUUAUCACUAUGGAGGGUGGUCAUCUGCAAGAUGGGUCGAAUGGGGCUUGGCGAGCUUCAAGACUGGAAAGAGAUCCUGAGUAAGACGUCAGUCGUGUCACGUGACCCGGUCAUACGGGACUCGUGCAAGGUCUGCCACGCCCUGCAUUGUGAGUGCCGUCCCAUAAUCCUCGGCGCGUCGGUCAUGAUGCUGGAGCCUGAGCCCGCAGUACGUCUGUACAUGGCAAAAGGUCUUGAAAGGUCAAAUGCAUUUUGUGCUGGACCCUCCACGCAGACUCCAGUGACGUCCAUCCCCCGCCCGGACGUGUCCCGCACGUACAUCAGCGUGUUCCCAUCUACCUACCACAACAAGGCCAGCACCAUCAAGCACCCGGACGUCAAGACCGUGGUUACCCCAGAGCCUCCCACUGAUACAGUUGUCACAGAUACCUCCAUUCUGUUAGCAGGGGCUGACGAUGAUGAGAGUGAUCCAGAUCCCUUACGACACCUCUUCCCCCUUCUGAACACCUCACCGACGCCCCUCUCACCUGUCCUGAUCCCGUCACCAGCAAUCGACGAGAAUCACUUGCACACCUCAUCACCCCUGAACCGGACGAGCCAAUUGAACGCAUCCCCUGGGGUGCAGAGCCACUCUCCCUUUCAGCCAAUCAGCAGGGUGUCCCCCUUCCAGCCUGUCACAGGGCCGGCCGCGCCCUCGCCAGUGCCGUGCAACACCACCGUUCCAAGUGCGGUGGCAUGUGUACCGGAAGAGGGAGGCCUGCUCUUGCCUUUAGCUCAGGGAUACUUUAUCUCUACACUGCACACUGGCAAGGUGCCUGCUGCAUUCUGGGCCGGCUUUCCUCAAUCCGAGACGUCAUAUCCCGUGAUGCUAAGGGCUGCUUUGUAUGUCCACGCCCCUGAUCUCCACGAGGCAACCAAUGGGUUUCCACCUCCUCCACCACACGCGCUCACCUCCCAGACGCACUGCGAUGUGCUAAGGUAUGUUCUUCAGCGGUUUGACGCGUUGUCCUGGCUGACAGUGGAUCCGGUGUCACGUGAUCGUCGCUCUUGCCUGCCAGUGCACCUGUGUAUCUUAUCUCAGCUUUAUGACGCCUUCUCCGUCCUGCUUGACUCCACGUAACACUCAUCAACGCGCUCCUUGGGCCUGACUACCGAGGUGCUCCGCGCGCGGUGCUCCACCCCUGAUGCUCCGCCCAGGUUCAGCGCAGUGAUAUGCAUGCUCGCAUUCCCACCAUUUUUUGCUGUCGCAUUGCAGUGCUGGGAUUCGAGCAUGCGUGAUAAUUAAUUGUCAUAUCUCCCGUUAGAUGAAAGCGUGCGAGGGUAUAAAAAGGUCGCAUGACGAGGUACCGUCUCUUGGUCGCUAUCCUCAUUUGGUUUCAUAAGCCUAAAAGUUACGAGUCUUUAUCCCCAAUCCUGGGUCGUAUGGAGACGGUGUGUUGUUCACAAGACCUGUUCUUUUACAACUUUUAGUUUUUAAAACUUGCCAUUUAAGUCUCGCUUCCUUGUUCACAUCACAAAACGGACUGCAGUGAAACCCCGAUAUAACGAUCAUCUCUAUAUCUUCUCCUUCGAUACGGAUAUUUUGGUAUUUUCACCUAUGUUCCGAUUCCCAGCAUACUUUGCGGUCGUUGAACAUGACCCCGACUUUUUUUGAGUUUUGUUGACCCGAAAAUUUGUUGAAUCAUUGGAGUUGACUUUUGCUUGAAUGCAGAUCCCAACUUACUAGCAAUGUGAGGAUACGGAGCAUGUUAAGGAUGUAAAUUUUAUUGAAUGAAUUCUAAACGACCAUAUUAUAGGUUUGCUGCUUAUUUAUGUUCUCAACAGUCAAGCUAUGAUUACCCUAUUCCAGUAAGAUAUAUCGAUUAUAAUUCGAGUUGAGGUAAAACCGGGCUACAAGGAUUCGGAUGUAGUUGACUACCGUAUUAGGGCAUGACGCAUGCGCCUUGUGACCCUGCCCCCCCCCCCCCCCCCCCCCCCCCCGCGGAGGGCUGUUGAUGCAAAUUGUCAAAUCUGUGAUUCAAACAACUCGUUAGUAUUUAUGGUCUCAUUUUGGUGCUCCAACCUUUCGUGCUUCAAAACAAGGCUAACGCUAUUCUAAUAUGCACUUGUACCUCUGCUGUUAAGGUAGUGAUCACGAGGUUAACACGUGUGUCCCACGUGGUCGCUUUUAUAAACCAAGGUUGCAAAAGUAAAACAAUUCAAAGACAGAAAUGAACUAAUAUAGACUUUCGGCCGAAGUUACUGGAAGAAAAAAUUGUUUUUAUUCACGUGUUUGCGCAUGCUCAGUGAACUAUGACCCAAACAGCUGUCAAGGUCAGGGGGGAGGACAAGGCAUGUGUUAUAAACACAGGAAACCCAAAACUCACUAAAAUGCAUAACUGGUAAAACCGGUUCGUGAAACGGGGAUUAAGAAUGAGAAUUUCAAUUUCUGUGGCAGUGAGUUAUUCAAACGGGGACAUUGCCAUUGCUAGAUGACGAGGAAUAUCGUUAUACAUCUAUAUGAAUAGUUUUGUUAUAUUAUUUUGAGAGCAAUAUAUAAAAUAUAUGAAAAUAAUUUAAUUUCAACCGUAAGAUAUGGCCUAUACUUGUUCCUUUAGCUUAAUUUUAAUCAUUAGUAUCAACUCUGAUGUACAGUUUGAUUAUCAUGAAAUGUACCGCCAUAGUUAAGCUUCUGACACAAUAAUAUAUUACAUUUCUUUAGCCUCACUGUGACGCUAUUGUUCAGAGUAGUCGCACUGUAAAUCGAGAGUUGUUAAUAGAUAGCGGCCAUUAGGCCGGCUAUAAAUCGGUUUGAAUUCUUGUCCCCGCGAGAUGUGAAGCCCGUACAAAACUCAAAAUUUGCGCCUUGAGCCAGAAGGGAACCGCUUUGAAUGGUGGUCAGCGGUAGGCCUGUCAAGGCGCCAAUUCGUGAGUUACAGGCAGCAUUUUAGUCAUGGUCUUGGGAAGACAAUAUCCAAUCAAAAUUUCACCACCGGCAAGCGAGAAAGCAGUAUUUAUACUGGGAAUAUAGAAACUAGCAAGCUAGAUAAUAGUGAAAUUUGUAGAUAGACACAUGUAGAUAUCAAAUUUAAUGAAUAUUUGUGAAUUGAAAUAAGAUAUAGACUAUUAUAUGCCAUUUUAGUCCACAAGAAUCUUGUAGCUGAAGUAACGAUGGAUUCAAUUCGUUUUGUAAAUUGAUCGUUGACCACCAAGAGUAGCGAUAUCCUUGCAUACCCUUCAAAUGUAGUAUUUUUAUGUUCUAAACCCCAUUUCCUAAAUAUGGUAUUGACAUUUUUAUUGUAAACAAAUACAGUCCAUUAUAUAUUGUAAAACACAACCAUACGAAUAAAUGUUAUUUACGUACAAUGAA